Molecule: messenger RNA, 591 nt
Organism: Rasamsonia emersonii CBS 393.64
Lineage: Eukaryota; Fungi; Ascomycota; Eurotiomycetes; Eurotiales; Trichocomaceae
Product: mRNA capping enzyme beta chain
Exons: 4
Coding region: 1-591 (196 amino acids)
Biological process (GO): 7-methylguanosine mRNA capping; polynucleotide 5' dephosphorylation
Cellular component (GO): mRNA capping enzyme complex
Molecular function (GO): polynucleotide 5'-phosphatase activity
Source: RefSeq, a predicted model, not a curated record
AUGACUCUGGGGCAACAUCGUGCGAUGAACAACUUCCUGAAUGAGGCUGUCAAAGCCUCUAUGCCUCAACCAGGCUCCAAUCGCAUCCCCUUAUCCUAUGCUCACAAGAAAGAACGAGAUACGUUCUAUGAAAUCUCCAUCAAUGAACUCCCACCAGUUGUCCAGCAUAACAUCCAUCCACGGCAUAAACCUCGAGUGCGGGUGACGACAGAUCAGCGCACCGGUGAGGUCGUGUCCAAGAUCGUGAAGUGCCGAAUUGCAGAUCUAGAUGUCUAUAGUCCCCGAACCCACGUUGAUUGGCGAGUUGCCGACCUUGGCAGCACUCGCGGCCGAGGCGGUAGCGAGAGGACCAAGGAUCGUAUGAGUUAUCGACACCUGGCAUACCAAAUCGAUCUAACCCAGGUAGCAUUAGCAGAGAAUCCUACGAAAGCGGAUUUCGAGCAUGAACUUGAAGUCGAAGUCUCUGCUGCCGAAGUACGGCGACAAGGAGAUCUUGCUCUCGCUGGAGAUCCCAAAAACCAGUAUGAGGACUUGAUCAAGGGAUUUAUUGAUAAUGUGAGGGUGCUUGCCCGGGCAGUGCCCGCCCAAUAA